UCAUCGCACGUGUUGGUUCUCCGAGCCUCUGUCUCUGACCUUCGAGUAGCGAUGUUUCCGGUAAACUGACUCGCCUUCGUCGCCAUCUCGAGCUUAUCAUUCGCCAUGAAUCACGAACCAUCGCGUAUUUAGUGCUGUUCGGUGUGCACCGACAUAUUUUUUCUACAAAUCGAGUAUGUACGUUAUGUGCGAGUAACCCACGCGUUUGAAGCAUGGCGAUCAUGCAAUCCUGUUGCUGCUGGCGGUCAGUGAGAAGGGGCAGUUUCGCGUGCGCUAUUUAUUCAGGGAUUUACUUCAUAGUGCUGGCACUGACCACGGGCAGCGUGCUCCAAGAGGAGACGGAAUACUUGAAAGGGAAUCGCUCCUUGCCUGAGUCCACGAGCUUCCUCGAGCCGGACACCAUCUCCCCAACGACGGUACGGAUUAACGUGACGCUACUUGUAUGCUCGUGCUGCGGUGUGGUUUGCAGCAUCCUGCUUCUCUAUGGCCUGUUUAAGGAUCAACGUGUCUUCCUCAUGCCCUGGAUCAUCACUGUCAUCGCGACAUGCCUCGUCGACGUGGCGCAUUCCUUGUACCUGUUCGUCGCUGUUUCCACUCUUGACCCGACGAAAGUGAUGCUUUAUACGCUGAGCUUCUUCCUUCUCUGUCUGAACGUAUAUUCGGUGUUGUGCGUCAUCUCGCAGUAUCAAGAAUACGUGGCUGGUCGAGGCACCGCCGCGGAUGACUACGAGUAUAGGGUCAGUAUUCUGAGAGUCUCACCGCGGAAACAGGAACGGGAUAAGGGACGAAAAGUUCCAGCAGUGAGGUACGCAACGCAGCCACCGACUACGACCGCUACAUCUUGCUUGAGCUCCCGUCGUACAGCGACCAACAACGAAACCAAAGCGACCGCAACACCGACGCAGAGUUUCACGACGGGUCAGAACGCUCAUUCGUUGGAGAAGAGUCCUGUCUCGGCUCGUCCGCCUAGGAAGCACGUCCAAUUUCCCGACACGGCCUCGGAAUGUCAAAUGAGUAAAACUGAGAGUACGGUCACGGUGCUGGUGUCCAAAAUAGAGACCCCCAACGCGAUACUAACAUCCUCGUUCAAAGAACUACCGGCGAAGGAUCAAACUCUCCCACCCGAGAAGAACAACCUAAUUCAACACACCUGAACCACGACCAACUCUGUCAAACGUUGACGCCAAUUAAAGGACAUUCUCGUCUCAUAACGGGAGAUUAGCGCAAAACGGAAUCGAUUCACCGACGCCCCGCCAUGAAUUCGAUGAAUAAAUUAUCCUCGAAAGGACAUAUCCACUUGUACGAGCCAAACUCCGUCAAAGGCGAGACUGACGGUCGAACAGCCACGUUGUGCUGGUUCGCUCGAUGGUGAUUUGGUCCACGGCCAGUUCCAACCGCGAAUUGGUUCCGACCAAUAGAAUCCGCCGAUCAAUCGUCCAACAGUUGUUCAAGUUUCUCAUGACACACUUAUCGAGUUCCACGAUGACGCGACUUUGCUGGACCAUUUGUCAUAAGGAGCAGAUGUUAUCACUCGAAGUCUCGAAGAAUCGAAGAUUGGGACGUACGUUCGAGUUCGAGUCCUGAACGCAUUCCCAGGAAACAUUGUCUCGGGACAUCGGCGACGAGGAAUUUCAAUGGACCAAAAUUUCGUCUGCAUUCAGUUUUAAAUUACUCGCCGUACGGAGAGUCGUUCGAGUGGUGAGCGGGCUCGCAUCGCGUGCCUGGGAUGUUUGAGCAGGGAAAACGAAAGCUUUUACGCUAAUGGAUCGCACAAAUGACCCGAGAAACGGCGACCAGUUAUGGAUUACGACGUUUUGACGAGUCGACGCUCCACUGGAAAAUUCUAGUGGACUCGUCGAGAUGUUCAAUACUUGGCUCGAGAUAUAUAAGAGUUAGAUGUUGGUAAGCAGAUUCAGUGAGAAGAUUCCCUAAGGACAAACUUUCUUGGAAUUAAACGGGGGUUUCGAGUAUGUAACCUCGAUGAAUAGAAGGACGAAGAGAGGCCUUGACCUCUGGCCUUGAUAGGAGGCAUGUUAAGAAACGGUCCACCGACCUUAACGUACAUCACUUGCUUCGAGAACUGUUCUUCGAGGAAUUCGAGAUGGGUUUUAAGAAAAUUACUCGUGGUUGAUGUUGCAAUGCCACGAGAAAAUAGACAUAUUCUCUCUGUGAACCUAAAAACAUCGCGUAAGAAGGCAAAAUCGAGUUCAACAGAAUAGAAUCCACUGAUAACGUUUGCACGAGUGUCGAUCAAUGAGCAUCUGUCUUCCCAUCGAGGACGUUUCAGUGGUUCUUUCGCCAAGUACCAAGAAGCUUUCGAAUUUCUCAAGAUACUCCAAAACGUCUUGACGUCUUUACUUCUCUAAGUCUAUCGAAUCAGACUACAAAAGUGUAAUAAAUUCUCGCGACGAAGGAUAGUCGAUCGUAUUUUUGUACUUGCGCAUUUUCAGACAAAAACGAAUGUGUCAUCCCUAGUUUUCUUUCCAGUCUUCAUUUCAGUUUAUUGGAAUCGUAAACAUCGUCCAUUCCGGAGACACUUCAAAUUCGACUGCGUUCCGACAUGAAUUUAUAGCUCGAUUCUCGAUUACCAGACAGUACGUAUCCUCGAAUGUAUAUAUUAUUGUAAAUUUAAUCGUGUUACAGUACCUGUUUGUAUAGAUUUCGAAGAGGACUUUUAAAAGGCUGUUUGAACAUUUUCAAUAAAUAAUUUAUGUGGUUUUUUAA
Messenger RNA from Hylaeus volcanicus, 2724 nucleotides. RefSeq lists its product as uncharacterized. The coding region runs from base 213 to 1154 and encodes 313 amino acids. The record is from RefSeq and is a predicted model, not a curated record. Lineage: Eukaryota; Metazoa; Arthropoda; Insecta; Hymenoptera; Colletidae. The transcript is spliced from 8 exons.